AUUUUCCCGAAGCAUGGAUCAUUCACCUCCCAAGAUGAAUAACCAAGACACUUGAAAGCAAGAUGAGAGAGACACUUCCUCCCCUCUGAUUAGAGCAAAGCUGACGUUCGAGAAUUCUCCAAAAUUGUUUAGUGACCCGAAAGAUGAUCCUUACAUUGGAAGUAAACUAUCUAUCAGUGACCUAGAAUCGUCAAAAAUGAAAUAAUGAGGCAUACAGAAAUCUCCCUCCUGAUGACCCAAGAUAUUCUCUUCUGAACUAUCAAGAUGAUGACCACCCUUACGGAGAACGUCCAGGAAGCAGAAUAGACGUUGUUCAUGGAGACAUUGGUCAGACUAUAAAACAACUUAGCUAUGAUGAUGACGAUGAUAGUCAGGUAAAUCACCUAACCAGCAGGACUAUAAAGGAAGAAGAGAAAAGUUUCAAGCCCAAGGAGUCAUACUGCGAUGAUCAUAACAGUCUGACUCUUAGCCACUCUGGCGAGUCAUAUCAACAAUCUUACGAUAAGGAGUUUGGGAAAUCUCUGAAAAGUAAUGCGGCAAAAAUUAGAGACAGUUCAAAUAAAUCCAAGAAAAUAUCCCAAGAGUCAGCAUCCUCCAUGCAAAACAAUAGGUAUGGCAAGAACUUUGAUGGAGAGAAGUCUCUGUUUUCAGGGUCUUUCGGAGGAGGACUUCUUGAGAGCUCACGGUUGGUCACUGAAGAAUAUGCUUCUCCAAAUCAAUCUCGAACAUUCAGAGAUCUUUCUAAAUACUUAAGUAAAAGUGACAAAACUACACCCAAUAAGAAUAAAGACUUGAUUCAUGAGCAACAUGAGUAUGUAGACCAGACACAAAAUUUCAUGAUCAGAAAUGAAAAAGCUGAGGAAAAUAAAUUCAAGAAUCAAGCUCAACAAAGAUACAGUUCUUCGAAAUUGCGAGAGCCUGAGGAACUAAUUCAGUACAGUCAUAAUUUCUCUACAUUCGAAAACCAUGAGGAAGGAAUGGCUCAUCCAACUGAUACCCAGGAAGACAGGAUUAGGCCAGCAAGAUUUAGUAGUGCUCAUGGUCCCAAGAACGUCUAUGAGAGACUGUACCAGCCUAAAAGGAAAGAGAAAAUCAAAUAAGGAGCUAGUUAAUAUUAUUGCACAUCAGGGAGGUUUUCCUCCUCAAAACCCACGCUCAAAGAAAAACACCAAAUAUAUUCAGAACCUUGAUAACAAGCUUUCAUCGGCAAGAGCUCAGAUGAGGAAGGAUAGGCUUCAUAAAAUAAGGGAGGAACAAAUCCAGAGCCAGCUUCAAGACAAGCCCCAACUCUCAGAAGGGACUCAUAAAAUCACAGAAAAUAUAGGUAUUAAAUAACGUAUUUGAUCGUCAAAAUAUCUUGCACCAGGCCAAGCAGAAAGUAGCCUUCCAUAACAGUGAUAAGGAGCGAUAUAACAAAGCGCAUGGUAUUACUAACAAACCACAGAUCAACCCUCGGAGUAAAAGUUUGCACCGCACGAUAGAUGAUCUGUACCAAUGGCAGAAGAAGAAGCUCAGCAAGCUUGAAUCUCAACGUAAAAAGUCUGCAUCUCCUAAGAUAAUUAAUAUUUCAACCAAGCAGAGGGUCCAAACUCAGUAUGAAUCUCUUCCUGUAGAGCAAAGGUUACUGAUGCAUGGGGAGAAAACUAGGCAAAAAUAGGGAGCAGAAAAUCAAUGAAAUUAAGGAAAUUGAUGAGGAAGAGUAUCAUGCCAGAAAUGACCGGACUAGCUACACUUACCCCUCCAAGCCGAAAGCAGCCACUUUCCAUAGCCAUUAUGUCUAUAAUGAGGAGAACCAGAGCUUAAGGAAUGAUUUUUUAGAUCCUGUUAGAGAACAACUUGAGCUAGAUAACGAAGCAAAAGGAUGGUCUAACCUUAGCCUCUUAGAACGCAACCAAAUGUUCCUCCAGAAGAAAGAGGCUAAGCUUGAGGAAAAGAGAAAUACGAAGUUCAUCAAAGAAGUUGAAGAAUGUAGCUUCGAGCCGAUUCUCUGCCAAUUUAAUCCCGAGAAACUGUCAAUGACUACCUCUGUUGAUAGAAUCAUAAGUGAAGGAGCCAAAAUUUCAAGGUCAUUAGAACGUGUCCUUGAGACUCAGAACAGGUCUAAAAAUAGAAAUUAUAUUGAAAUUCAUACUGAUAAGAUCCGUCAGCGAUCUUUAGAGAAUGAUUUCCUGAGACCAAGUGCAGAGUCCUAUCAUCUUAAGAGAGAGAAGUUAGUCAAAAGAAAUCACAAGGAGUUGUUCUUGAAGCCAUAUAAUUUCGCAGACCAGCACAAGAGCUCCCAAUCAAGAUCAUCCAGAGCCUUUAAAAAUUCAGAGAAUUUCGAUAGGCUCAAUACUGAUCUCUAUUCUGUCAGGAACUCACAGAAGAAAUCUAAGAAAUAAGAAAAGAUUCGGUAAAAAGAAGCAGAUUCUUAUAAUGAAAACCAAGAGGCAUGGACCUAAGAAACACAAGAGGAAUGACAAGGCCAAGAUCAUUCAUCUUGGGAAGGAUAGGAAGCAGUUUAGCCAUAUUUUAGUGAAUAAUCCUAUGGAGUAUAAGAGAAAUAAAGAAGACAUUCAAAGGAGUCAAACAAGGAUCAACAGCAAUGAGUCCUUCAACAAUGCUAAUACCAGAAGUCACAGGAGUGUUGACCACGGCAGGUAUAUCAGUCCUGCUUCCGAGAGACUGAUUUUGAAUAACCACCGGCCAUAUAUUUUUAUUGGAAAAGCGAGCUAUACGCAUAUCGGUAAAUAAUUGAAU
Moneuplotes crassus is the source of this 2739-nucleotide messenger RNA. Lineage: Eukaryota; Ciliophora; Spirotrichea; Euplotida; Euplotidae. The record is from the annotation of a GenBank genome assembly.